CCACAUUCACUGUUUUCCACUCAGUCUCUCGCUCAAAUCUCCAUUCUCAUGCCUCAUACACAUGUCUCGCGCAUAAGGCCCCAUACUCCCCCGCCGUCACUGCAACACCACGCUCGCUAAUCCAAUGGGCUCUCGAUGAGCUCCGCACGCAACCGCGGCCUGGUUCCGCAGUCGACCGGCGAUACGCAGUACAAUGUCCGCGAUGCCGCUCUCCACGGUGCCUCUCUGGCCUUCUCCAAACCGGCCGUACAAGGCCCGAAACCCCAGGCCAAUACGUAUACUGGAGGAGACAAUGGGGCUCUGCUGGCGGCAACCAAAGUAGGCACGGGCCGGCAGAGCGCUGCGGGAAGCCCUGCGGCCUUGACGAGGGAUUGGACCGGCGGGAGCUCGCGGAGCCAAAGCAGGCCGAACCUGUCGCCUAUGCAGCAAGCUGUCACCAAGUCCAACAGUUCCAGCUCGCUGGGCGUGACUGAUACCCACCUCGACCGCGUACCGUCUCCGUCCAACAUUGCUGCCAGGCUGGCGGCUGCCCGCGCCAGCCCCCUACGGCCCGCAGCCCAGGCUACCGUUGCUCCUGCAAUGAGCGAUCGGGAUGCAAACGAGAGAGACAUACUGCCUCCGACGGGCAGCGUGGGAAACGUCCUCGCAAGGCUUGAGCCUAGGAAGCCUAGUCAGCAGCCGCGUACGAGGAGGGGCAGCCUGGGGUCGCACUCGCCCGCGAACACGGUGAGCAGCGAGCAACAUGACAAGCCUACCGACGAGACUCCUAUCCCGCCUACCACUUCUUUGGUGAAAAUGUUCGAGCAGAGCCGAUCUGAUCCCUCCACGAAGCCUCCCACCGCACCCCCGAACGUCGCCCAGCACUCUCCGCCUCCUGUUCGCUCUCCUAAACCACAGCGGACGUUUAGACUGCCUCCAGAAUCAGAAUUCGGUCCACCGCUGCAGAGGACGAGUACAAGGAGUCCGCCACCCGUCAAGCCAAAACCCAAGCUUCAGACUGGGCUGGCCCCGCAACCCUUCAUCGAUGUCUCGAAUGAUGACGCAUUCUUCAACACUCCAAAGAAAGGGCCCCUCAAAUCUCCACCGAUCAAGCAAAAGCCGGUGCAGUUGGCCGCAAGCAAGACGACAACUCCACCUCCGAAACCUCCACCUCAGAGAGGGUCUCGCCCGAAGUCUCAAAACAUGGCACGGUCGACUUCGGUCCACAGGAGACUCUCAACAUCUCUUGAAAGCUACGGAUCGCCUGAUUCGCCAACAUCAUUCAAAUCAGCCAAGGAAGAGCAAGAAGAGGAUGAGAAACCAAAGCCAAGUCUACCUCCUCCACGACGGUCAAAUACACGGCGAACAGAUCCUGCGCCCCUGGCUAGCAAACUUCAGCCUACAACACCCAUAUCAAUCAAGUCACGGAAUCAGAGCCAGACACCGACUUCAAUUCGUUCACGCGAGCAACUCUCGCCCCCGCGUAGACCAGCAUCGGCUACAGGUAUACAACCUUCAAUGUACCACAACAACUACCAACGGCAAUCUGUCCAGCAAAUCACAAAGCAUAUGACCGGAGAGUCUCUGUCAAGCGCCAUCAUGGGCGCAGCCCUAGCUGCUACGUCUCGUAACGCCUCACCCGCACCGCGCCCUACGUCCAUAGAGCCCCUCUUCCCACCUCGCAAGCAACACCACCACCACUUGCCCUUUCGGCGAUCGCCCUCGCCACCGAAACAGUCGCCGCCAAAAGCGGCUGGCAAGAUGCGGACUACAAUGCGUAAAGAGCCAUCUUCGUCGGAAGACGAAGAUGAAGUGAGGAGGUACAAGAAGAAGGGUACAAGAAUCAUGGGCAUCAAGGGACGGAAACAUCCGAACAAGCACCAUGAAGGGACAAGGAGACGGUGGCGCGAUCAGAUCACCGAGCGGGAACGCAAGCGAUAUGAGGGUGUUUGGGCAGCUAACAAAGGGUUGUACUUGCCUAAUCCAUCAGUAUCACCUUCUCGCGCCGUCGUUGAGGAAGACCCCUCACUCGGUGUGCUGAAUCUCUGUGUGCAAGAGAUUUGGACGAGAAGUCGCUUACCAACACAUGUCCUCGAAGAAGUGUGGGAUCUUGUAGAUGGCAGGGGGGUUGGCAGGCUGACUCGAUACGAGUUUGUAGUUGGGCUUUGGCUGAUUGACCAGAGGCUCAAGGGGAGAAAGUUGCCUGUCAGGGUUACUGAUAGUGUAUGGGCGAGUGCAAGGGGUGUGGGGAUCAAGGUCAAGGUUCGCACGUGAAGUGGGGCUCGUAUGGUGUGUAGGGUAUAUCGCAUUGCAUUGCAUGGUGUUU
Cucurbitaria berberidis CBS 394.84 is the source of this 2305-nucleotide messenger RNA. RefSeq lists its product as uncharacterized. The record is from RefSeq and is a predicted model, not a curated record. The transcript has a single exon. The coding region runs from base 136 to 2253 and encodes 705 amino acids. Gene Ontology annotation, molecular function: protein binding. NCBI's taxonomy places the organism in Eukaryota, Fungi, Ascomycota, Dothideomycetes, Pleosporales, Cucurbitariaceae.